GGUGGAUUUGGGGGAUUGUGUUAGAACGGUGUGUUGUACUGUGAUUGGAUGGCGACUGCGUACAAUUGCGCUGGUUUUGUCAGCAUUCUGUCUGCUUAUAUGAAUACAUAGCAGUCUAGUCACUCAAGUUUGUCAAGCAGCUCGCCCACUGCAGCCUGGUGAUGGGCCAGAUGGUGUCAGCCCCACUGACAGAUGCAGUCACGCGAGUGCGGGACGGCGUACUGCGCCGCACGGCUCCCCUGCAGGAGGUCACCACCAUCCCCUAUGACCAGCUGCUGCAGCACGUCGACGAGCUGAACACGCUCUGCGCGCACCUGCGGGACGAGAGCGGCAAGCGGCUGCGCUUCCGCGUGGACGAGUCGUCGGCGGUGUCGCCCGUGUUCUGGCGCGGCACGGUGCGCGUCGUCUGCGAGAAGGUGAGCGCCGCCGACGAGCCCGAGGGGAGCCGGCCGCUCACGCUGCCCCGCCUGCUGGACCAGCUGGACGCCGACGACGGCUGCUGCUGCAUCUGUCUGGAGCGGGCGCCCGACGCCUCGCUGCCGUGCGCCCACGCGUACUGCACGGUGUGCAUCGAGCAGUGGAACCCGACGCACAAGACGUGCCCGAUGUGCCGCCAGGGCGUGGACAGCACGGACGAGGCGUGGGUGAUGGCGGACGCGCCCGGCGGCUCCCAGCUGCGCCAGGACGUGGUCAGCGGCGUGAUGCGCCUGGCCACCGACGAUCGGUAGAGCUCCCGAGUAGCGACAGAUCGCCCAGACAGUGAAGGAACAGAACGUGCGGUGCCGGUGGGCCUGCGGGCUGCGCAGCUGGGCGCCGACGCUAUGUGUGGCUCGUCGAACAGACCCAAAGCCGUGAGCGGUGUGGGACGUGUGGGCAUUGGAGCGGAGACGCAACGCGCGUCCGGCAACGGCCAAAGUGCCAACGUGGGGGCCUAGGAUCGUAACCCAAGCUUUAGAGGUUUACUUGUGUCCGCUCUCGCAGAUGCGUUCUGUAACCAAACGUUUUCAGGAGAUCCAGUAACGUACGUCGGACGAAACCCCUGAAUUACCACGCUUAUCAGAUUGCAUGUGCUGGGGUUCAUCCGACGAUAACGCGCCUCGGUUUGAGCGUUGUAUGCAUAUUGCGCUGCUGCGUGUGUUGGGAGCAGCUGGGUUAGUGUGAAGAUAGAGAGGAUUCGGGCUGCGCACGCUUCAGCUGGCGCGCUAUAUAGUGGAUAGGUCAGUAAUCACGCGUGUGACGACAUAAUGGUGUGUGCCCAUUUUACGGCAUCCGACAAUAAUGGAGCGUUACAUCGGGUUGACAGGAUAUAUUUCGGAGAGCUGCGUUUUGCCGUGUUAGUGCUUUCAGAGAUUGCGUGAUAUCGCCUCAUGUGGAGGGCGGAACCGAAGACAGGGCAUGUGUCGCUGGGGAGCGGUAGGCAAGGUCCCAAAACAUGACAGGCUUCAUCUAUAUUAAGUCGUGCGAUAUGGAAAUGGGAAUGGGGAACGACAUGCUAGCAUCAGCUUGCAUCGUUACUGCUGAUCAGGAGACAGGCAUUCAGAGUGGGUGUUUACCACCUGUAAAUUAAAUUUCCCUUCUUUGUCAGCAGGCCUUCCGUUUGUUUCAUCCAAAAAUAUUUACGUUUCCUGUCGUCCGCAGGGUUCCACACCUCAAUGCCACACGUGUUCCGCGGCACUGGUCCGUCACUUUGUUGAACCUCCGUGGGAUGGAAUCCAGAUAAUCUUGGAUGCAUUCGCGUGAAAGCUGGAACUCUUGACGCAAUGUCAAGCAUUGUGAUACUUUGCGCCUAGUUGCUGUUCGUUGUAUGGCAGGUCCAAUGCGGUAGGCAUUCGCUCUUUUCGUCAUAGGUUUUAUGCUGGCAUCUGAUGUCUUGCCACGUCGUAAGCGGUUCACUAUUGUGUUCAAACAAUUAAUAAAUAUG
Molecule: messenger RNA, 1921 nt
Organism: Pollicipes pollicipes
Lineage: Eukaryota; Metazoa; Arthropoda; Thecostraca; Pollicipedomorpha; Pollicipedidae
Product: RING finger protein 141
Exons: 3
Coding region: 162-728 (188 amino acids)
Biological process (GO): protein autoubiquitination
Molecular function (GO): ubiquitin-protein transferase activity
Source: RefSeq, a predicted model, not a curated record